AUGGAGAGCAAAGCUGAGAGCAUCAGAGGUGAACCUGUGGUUUUGGGAGGAAGGACGAAUGGAGACUCAGUGACCCAGACCGAGGGACCAGUUAUCCUCUCUGAAGGGUCACCACUGACCCUGAACUGCAGCUAUCAAACCAGCUCUUCAGUGUUCCUCUUCUGGUAUGUCCAGUAUCUCCAUGAAGGUCCUCAGCUCCUGUUGAAAAGUGCAAUAGAAAACCAGAGAGUGGAGCAUGAAGGUUUUCACGCCACUCUUGUCAAGAAGGACAGCUCCUUCCACCUGCACAAAUCCUCACUGCAGUUAUCAGACUCAGCUGUGUACUACUGUGCUCUGAGAGACACAAUCUUGGUGAAGAUCUCUAGCCCCACUUUCUCCCUGGACUGUCCUGUUGACAUAUUCCUAAAUUACAACACCUUAAUCAUUUUAGGAAGGACGAAUGGAGACUCAGUGACCCAGACCGAGGGACCAGUUAUCCUCUCUGAGGGCUCAUCUCUGACCCUGAACUGCAACUACCAAACCAGCUAUUUGGAUGUCCUUUUCUGGUACGUCCAGCAUAUCCAUCAAGGUCCUCAGCUCCUGUUGAAGAGCGGAACAGAAAACCAGAGAAUGAAGCAUGAAGGUUUUCACGCCACUCUUGUCAAGAAGGACAGCUCCUUCCACCUGCACAAAUCCUCACUGCAGUUAUCAGACUCAGCUGUGUACUACUGUGCUCUGAGAGACACAGUGAGAGGAACCACAGAGGGAGCCGAGCACAAACCCAGAGGCGUGCAGCUGAGGGCUGGGGGUGGGCAGCCCUGGGAGGGUCGAGCUAGGUUUCCCUCCAAAGUCACGAGGUGUCUGCGGACACUCGCAGGGAAGGAACAGAUUCCAGCUUUGAUGUUCUAG
Oryctolagus cuniculus (rabbit) is the source of this 888-nucleotide messenger RNA. Lineage: Eukaryota; Metazoa; Chordata; Mammalia; Lagomorpha; Leporidae. The record is from RefSeq and is a predicted model, not a curated record.